GCAGAAACAGGAGCUACUGUUAUUGCUUGAAUUUAUGUACGUCCCUUUGUGGAAAACUGCCAUGAGCCUGAUACUGCCCCUUCUUAGACGCCCACUCACUAUGGACGUCCGAGUUUAAUGCCAAUCGUGACUGAGGUCUGUGAUGCUAGGGUGGCGGUAUUUGUGGACACUGCUACAUAUUAUUCUUUUUGCUAUACUAAGACGCAAUGGGAGAGAAUUUCAAUGCUACCUUACUCGUAUACAGCACAGUGUCGUUGUCACAGUUGCGGCAGAGUGACAAGCGGUCAGAUAGUCGGCGCUACGGCUACUCGUGUUGACACUGGUAAAGAAGGCAGUCUGACGCUUGUUGUGUCGUCUCAUUGGUAUAUUGUUGUAUGCAGACUGCCUCAAUGCAGACCAGCGGCAACCAAGAAAACACAGUUCGGUGAUAGCUGGUCAAUACGAUAGGUGAACCAGCUUUUCGGUAUUCAACGGUGAAAAAGUGGGGCUAAUGGAUCAAGGAGGGCAAGCUCGUGUUCAGUGAUCGUUGCUUAAUAACAUCGAGGGGCUGUAGUACCGAAGGCGAAAGUGAUUGACGAAAAUCGCAUCGUAUCAUUAGGGGACGUUGUAUUACGGGUAGAAAGAUUUUACUUAAUCAAAGAUUAGACGAGGUAGGCCAAGGUGCAAGUAGUUACGAAUUCAAAUCGUAUGUGGUGAUUUUGUUCGUAUCUAUGUGCUUAGAUGGCUCAAAUAUGCCAAAUCAACUCCGCAUUCUAUAUAAGGGGGUGGUGGAUUCCAAGACAUGCGACAAUGCUAUUGGUACAUAAAAAUUUCGAAAAAUACCCCAAUCGAAAUAGACGACGAUAAUGAUUGUGACAACUUAUUGCUGAUCAGUUGUAUGUGGUUCUGCAUUGCUGUAUGUAACAGCCCUAGCAAACCAGUGAACUUUGAACUUAUGUUGUUAAUGGUGCUUUGAUGAUACUGAGCCAAUACUUAUGUUCACAGUGGCAGUAACAGCACGGCAAGUUACACUGAGAAUGUUUCAAAUGUUAUUUCUGCCUUGUUUCAUGUGUUUGUCUUAGGGCAAAGCUCGUACGUGUUAGCGACGUCAUGCCCCAGAAGAAUCUUAAAUAAAACGGAACCGAAUUUGAAAUGCUUACGCACCGUAGAUGGUUUUGGUGCCAUUGUAUCGAUUCAUAUUUUCAAUUUUACGCCAAAUGCAUACACGAGGGCAAAUCGCAAUGGGUAUGGGACUAGUCAACGACAACAUUUAUAGAAACAGGUGAAUCGGAUUAGAAAGUCUGGCAGUCCAUAUAACAAUGGCAGAGAUAGUGGAUCCAUAGCAGUUCUAGUGGGCAAAACACGGCCAGUCUACGAGGCUUCUUAAGUUGAGUUAAGAUUUUGUUCAUGAGCAUUAUUAUGCGACGAUAGAAAGUACUGGACGCAGUAGCAUUCAUGUAAAUGAAGCUGAAAUACGGUGACAUACAGAUUGUGCCAUACUUCUGCUAUAGCGCAUAUAAUUGUUUCGAGCAAUGUGUGUGCUGAGCGCUUCGGUCGUAGUACGAUCGGUGAAUGGCUGUACAUUCAGUGCUGUCCUUUAGAAUCCUGGUGAAUUGGCACGCUGAACGAGUCGCACGGGAGCUUGCAUGUGGGGUGUACGAACACAAGGGCCAAUCUAUGAAAAAAAGUCGAUUUAUGCAGUUAUAUACUCACGUGUACAACUACUGUACAUCUGUACACCCGAACCAUCCAGCAGGGGCUUCUGCCGCGCGUACGCCGAGCUCAGGUCCGAACGGUCGUACUAGCCGAUGCGUCGUCGGAUCCGGCGCACAAUUCGUCGGACACGAACUGUAUAAGAAACUUGAAGAAUUUCUACGUGGCUACCUCAACAAACUUUAUGAAGAAACUAUUAACCUUCGCGAUGAGGAUCUCCUGAGAUCGUAUACCCGGCAGUGGAAUGAGUAUCAGUUCUCUUCGCGCGUGUUAGAUGGCAUCUGUUCGUACCUCAAUCGACACUGGGUUAAGCGCGAAUGUGAAGAGAGUCGUAGGGAUGUCUAUGAAAUCUACCAGCUCGCCCUGGUCAUCUGGCGGGAAUGCUUCUUCAAGGCGUUGCAUAACAAGGUGACGAACGCAGUACUAAAACUUAUCCAACAAGAACGCGGCAAGGCCAAAAUAGACACUACCCUUAUAUCUGGCGUAAUAAAAAGUUAUGUCGAGCUGGGGCUUAAUGAACCCGAGGAAGGUCACCAAAAAGGUCCAAAUCUAUCCGUCUAUCGAGAGGCAUUUGAGAAUGCUUUCCUCGAUCAGACAAGACAGUUCUAUUCCGCAAAAAGCAGCGAACUGCUAAAUAGCAAACCCGUCACAGAUUUCCUUAUUCAGGCGGAGAGCUUUUUGCAGGAAGAAAAUGACCGUGUCUAUCGCUACCUUCACGAAACGACAUUGCCUACACUCGCUAAGACUUGCGAAAGUGUUCUUAUCGAGCAGCACUUAGAUCAGUUUUAUGACGAGUUUAAGAAGUUACUCGAGCAAGAUCGAAAGACAGAUCUAGCUCGGAUGUACAACCUGGUCUCCCGAGUUCCGGGAGGACUCACUGCCCUGCGCGGGAUACUUGAAACUCACAUCAAUGAACAGGGACAAGCUGCACUUGAAGCACAGGGAAAGGAUGCCGAUCCCAGAAAAUACGUCAAUGCUAUACUAACGGUACAUAAGAAAUACUCGGAUCUGGUGAUAGAUACCUUCACCAAUGAUGUCGAGUUCGUCGAAGCUCUGGACAAAGCGUGUGGUCAGUUUAUAAAUGAGAACUUUCAGACCCGGCACGCACAAGCCGGCACUUCGAAGGGUCCAGAUUUGCUCGUUCGAUACUGUGACAUGCUUCUCAAAAAGAGCUCAAGAAACCCUGAAGAGAGUGAUCUUGAAGAUGUUCUUAAUCAGGUUAUGAUUGUGUUCAAAUAUGUAGAAGAUAAAGAUGCUUUUCAACAUAUCUACUCGAAAAUGUUGGCUAGACGGCUGGUAACACAGUCGUCGGCUAGCGAAGACGCCGAAGCAUCUAUGCUCACCAAACUAAAAACAGCCUGUGGUUAUGAAUACACAUCAAAGCUCCAACGUAUGCUGCAAGACGCUACAAUCUCCAAAGAUUUGAUUCCCCAGUUCAAGGAGCACAUUCAAACAUCAACAAAAGAUAACCCGCUACAAAUCGAUUUCAGUGUUCAGGUGUUGAGUUCUGGAUUGUGGCCAUUCCCACAUCAGAAAUAUGAAUUUACCUUGCCAGCCAGCCUAGAACGUUGCAUUUCGAUGUUUGCCAACUUCUAUUCUACUAAACAUGCGGGCCGAAAGUUAACAUGGCUGUAUUCAAUGAGCAAAGGCGAACUUUUGGCCAACUGUUUCCAAAAGAAGUACUAUCUUCAGGCAUCAACGCUUCAAAUGGGCGUUCUACUGUUGUUCAAUUCGACUAGUAACAAACUUACCUUGCAACAUCUACAGAUGGGCACAAACAUGCGGAUCGAUAUGGUUCAGCAAGUGGUGCAGGCUCUGGUCAAGCAGGAGGUCUUAGCCAUCGUCCCCGGAACAUCGGGAGCUAACGUCGCUGGAACAUCGACAUCCGAUUGCGAGGAAUUGGGUUUAACUACAGAAUUGAGAAUCAAUACAGACUUUCAGAGUAAAAAGACGCGCGUCAACAUCAAUCAGCCUAUCAAGUCCGAGGCUAAACACGACCAAGAGCAGACGCAACGACAUAUAGCCGAAGAUCGACAACAAAGCAUACAAGCAGCGAUCGUUCGAAUUAUGAAAAUGCGAAAGACCUCCCAACAUCAGCAGCUGAUCAGCGAAGUUAUCAAGCAACUAAGCAACUUCCGACCAAGCGUACCGGCCAUCAAGAGAUGCAUAGACCUCCUCAUCGAAAAGGACUACAUGGCACGGGUCGAAGGACAAAAGGAAACCUACACAUACAUCUCUUAACGAUUUUAAACACAACUGACUCUGUAAGUGAACGUUACUUGUAUACCCGUUUGUCAAGCUGAUGAGCCCUCAGUGUUUGACACUUAGUGUCGAAAAGAUCAUCCAGCAUGAACCAACCCAUGUGUCAGACAUUGCUUCUCUCUCCAAAUGCCACUCCAAAACGUUUAUUCAACCAUCGGCAGUUAGAAAUGCCCAUUCACAUUACUCAGCUGCAUUUGUGGCCAGCUGUUAAAAAGCAGAACAGGGCAGCGCGAACAACCAGUUUGUAUAGCGCGCGAGGUGAUGGUGCUGAUGAAUAGAAACGAAUCGUUUUUGGGCGUUUAUCGAAAUCGGUGGAAAAACAAUGGCUUUGGCAUAUUUUGAGGAGGACUGCGAAAAACUGUUAUUGAACAGAGUCAAACCGGUGUUGUUGGCAAGAUACGACGUCAAACAAUUGUUUGUUGUAAUUAGAGGCUGCAUAUAUACAUAUACAUAUAUAUAUAUAUGUAUAUAUAUAUAUAUAUAUAUAUAUAUAUAUAUAUAUAUAUAUAUAUUAGUAUUAAUUAGGAUGCAAAGUAUAGGGGAGGAUCGGUAGCGGGAUCUACGGUAGAGAUGUUGUAACCAUUUGCUAACUGUUCAUGCGGAGUAGAAUUACUCUGCUGUGGGGCUGUGUUACUUGAUAGUGAUAGUGUUAAACGAGAUAUGCUGGGGCUUCGAGAAGAAAGUUGGGCAUAUGGGAAUGUUGGUGAGGUUAGUAAAAAAAAAAACUACUUCGGCCUUUCGUUCUUCAGACUUGUAGGCUACGAGAGCGAUUGCUAAAUGACUGUGCAUUCUGAUACUCUUAAUAGUAUAGCUUGGAAAUUUCAACUGUCACCUUUGUAACAAUGGCACUUUCUGUAGAAUGCCGUAUUACAUGUGGAUUACCAUCUAAAGGUGCUGACAUACUAAAACCCGCGAUGACCUUAGUUUUCUGCCGAGUAGUGGGGCGACGGGUGGAAAUAAUAUAUGUAUAUAAAUAUCAUAGAUUUACAAAGAAUAAUUAGCAGAUUAAAACGAACAUUGAAAAAUGUUCGUUUUUUUCUUUUUCAUUUCAUUCAGAUACUAUGUCUCUCCCUUUCUCUUUGGAAAUGACCCUGUAGAUGACGACUGUUAAGCUUUUAUUCAAGCCGUCUCACUAGUUAAGACCGUCUGCGAUCAAAUAGGGAAGUUUUUCCUUUCUCUUUAAUAGCUAAUGUUGUUUGCAGCUUCCCGUGACUAAUAUCGAUCAUACUUAGUUUUAUUGUAAUUAUUUCAUUUCAGCGUUUCUAUUGAACGAAAGUGGGUAAAUGAAAUUGAACGAAUAGAGUGAAAAAAACAGUAAACGUGCCCGUGCAGCACGAACAGACAAGCAAAACAUAACUAUAGCGAGACCCACACCCUUUGAAAAACUCUCAGAGGUAUCCCAGGCAUCAAGGAUCAAAGAAGCCCAGAUAUCAAGAUAGUGUCGCCUUACGGGAUAAAAUUUGCAGCUUUCUUUCGCCGUCCCACCGACACGCUAGGGUCACGACUAGAAUGUUAAUUAGUAGCUGAUAAACGAUCGGUGCAGCAGACGAUCGGAAAAAGACACGUCGCUUAUUAUUAUGUUUGUAAUAAUAAUAGUGCCGAUAUAGACAAUAUUAUAAAAUGUGGAAUAUUCUGUGUACAUUUAUGUCAGUCGACAGUGACGAAAUAGAAAUCCGAGAAAUGCUUAGUGAGAAUUCUCUCAACCCGCAACAACUAGCGAAAGUGCUGUUAUAAUAAUUUCUAUUAUUAUAUUUAAUAAAAAAAAAGCAGCUUUACUACUUGGUAUGGAGGAAAGAGAUUAAAAACAAGUUCUUUUUUUGUAUUUUGUAUCGACAAAGGCUCCUCUCUAGCUAAUGGCUGUGUCUUGCCUGGUCAACCCCGUGCGCACCAUUUCCCCCACAUGGCCCUUUAACGAUUCGUACCUUUGGUAAGACACUUCGGCCGCUGCAAGAGACAUAUACAAAAUGUCGCAAUUGCUAAAGAAGCAUAUCGCAGACUUUAGGACAACGCUGGUACUAAGCUCCGGGUCGACACUCGAUGAAUUGUUAAAAAUAUGAUCGAAUGAUUGAGAGACGAUUGAAUCUGUAAACGCCAGUCAGGCAGUUUGACUACUUGCACGCAUAGGUGUGACUGUCUGUACGGGAAUGUACACUGUGCUUGUUGUAUAUGAAAGGAAACAGCGCGUCAGCAAGGGAGGAUGCAAGUAGACGCUGAAAAUUGUACCGGGAUGUGUCGUUGAUUCGUUAAUAAGGAUAAAGGCUAACGCGAUGCAUCACCCUGUAUAGGUGAAUAUAGGUGGACGGGAAGGGGCAGAUAAAUUUGCGAAUAAUAUCGAGGGGAGACGUGAAUGGAAGGCGCGGCGCUCCACAGAUAAAUGGAUCGACCGGCUGCAAGUUGCUUACAGAUGAAUGUAAGUAAUUUAUUAGUGAUAGAAUUUGCGCUAUCUUACCGAGCAAGAUGACCCAGAAUGAGGCAAUACACAUUGCCGUGAUCGCAUACUAUAAAGCAUUUAAAUGCGAUCCGGUAAUAAUACCACUUCAAGAAAACCGGCAUACCGAAUGGGGAUAGUAUGCGAGGAAAUUUCUUCGAAAUGCGUGGAAAUAUUUCAUUUUUAUUGGAGGCAUGUGAAAUCAGUCGCACAAUUUUCCGGUAAUGAUGUGAUGGAUAGUUCAGGGCUUUGUCUGUGAAAAUCAGUGGAAAAAUGUAAAUAAGAAAUGUAUCGCCAACCGUGUUCAAUUAUACCGACUAAACGACUACAAUUGUGCUAAGGCAGCAAAACAGAAAUUUCGCGAUAUUUUUUGCCUUAUAAAAACAAAAUGCGGUAGGUACGUGGAAUGGCAUUCCGAAUCUUGACUAGGGUUUUUAACUGAAAGCUUAGGCGUUCUAUGGUUGCUCUACCAUAUCUUUCAGUCAAAUUAAAUCUAUUAUGCCGUUUAGUUGUAAGAGCCAAUUUUACAUUGUCGUGUUUAUCUUCAUUCGCUUUGGCGCCUGUCAUGUCGAGGCGACACACUGAAGUCGAAUACGUGUUUUUUUUUUCGCUUGUAUCAAACUGUUUCCUCCUGAAGCUAAUACAGAGGCAGCUUACGGCCUGUGCCGUCCGUUACGUUUUGAUAAAUGUGCUUUGAUAUGCCUUCACUAAAAAGUGCGCGCCUUUGUAGCAUAAUUGAUUUGGAGAUAUUGAACUCAUCAUUUCCUGAGCUAGAUCUGCUUCGUCAGCGAAAUUACCGUUGGUGAUGAAUUGUGUUCAUUUAAGAACUUCAAUCGACUGGCUAUUGCGUGCGUUAGUUAUUACUAUUGAAUGCCUUCGAUACGGCUUAGGACGAAGCUGGUUUGAGUUAGAUUGUCAGCCAGUUAUUUUUGGAAGGCAAUAUGAAAGAGGUCGAAGGUUUUCUGCGUAUGGAAGGAGUUCCGAGCGACGAGAGAAGAAGCUUGCAAUUGUUUGGGUAGCUUUUGGCGGGAGCUCGAGAUUAGACCGCUAUUUAGAGCGCGUGAAACGCAAACAAAAGGCAAAAUAGAGUCCACGGCUGCUGAUACGUGGCCGACACUCUGAUAACGAUACGAUGCACGAAAGAGCGGGGAGCGGAGCCUAUCCUCAUAAAGUGUAUAUAGAAAUAGUAACAGAAAAAAUAAUUAGAUUUGAUGGACUUAUGUAUAUCUGAUGGUGGCAAGUUGACUAUAUACCAGUAAUAAUUCCUAAUACCUAAUUCGUCAGUGUACGAACCUGUUGAAUUGGGAACGUGCUGCAAUUAGCGUGUGAAUAUAUUAUAAAAAUAA
Messenger RNA from Varroa destructor (honeybee mite), 7728 nucleotides. It is a transcript of the gene Cul1, whose product is annotated as cullin 1. The record is from RefSeq and is a predicted model, not a curated record. NCBI's taxonomy places the organism in Eukaryota, Metazoa, Arthropoda, Arachnida, Mesostigmata, Varroidae. Gene Ontology annotation, cellular component: cullin-RING ubiquitin ligase complex. Gene Ontology annotation, biological process: ubiquitin-dependent protein catabolic process. Gene Ontology annotation, molecular function: ubiquitin protein ligase binding.